This is a messenger RNA of Phacochoerus africanus (Common warthog), 939 nucleotides long. Its product is annotated as olfactory receptor 8D4. Gene Ontology annotation, molecular function: olfactory receptor activity; odorant binding; G protein-coupled receptor activity. Gene Ontology annotation, cellular component: membrane. NCBI's taxonomy places the organism in Eukaryota, Metazoa, Chordata, Mammalia, Artiodactyla, Suidae. The record is from RefSeq and is a predicted model, not a curated record. The transcript has a single exon. Gene Ontology annotation, biological process: G protein-coupled receptor signaling pathway; sensory perception of smell. The coding region runs from base 1 to 939 and encodes 312 amino acids.
AUGGAUAUAAGAAAUCAAUCUGAAGUGACCAAUUUUCUCCUUUCAGGAUUAACUGACCAAGCAGAGCUUCAGCUGCCUCUUUUCUGCCUCUUCCUAGGGAUUUAUAUGGUCACUGCAGUUGGAAACCUCGGCAUGAUCUCCAUAAUUGCGUUGAGUUCUCAACUUCACACCCCCAUGUACUAUUUCCUCAGUAGUUUAUCAUUUUUAGAUUUCUGCUAUUCUUCCGUCAUUACCCCCAACAUGCUGGCAGGACUUUUAGCAAGGGAUAAAACAAUCUCCUAUUCUGGAUGCAUGACUCAGCUGUUUUUUUUCUGUAUUUUUGUCAUUUCUGAGUGCUACAUGCUGGCAGCAAUGGCCUAUGACCGCUAUGUGGCCAUCUGUAUCCCCCUGCUCUACAAUGUCAUCAUGUCCCCCAGAGUCUGUUCUCUGCUGGUGGCUGCUGUCUUCUCAGUAGGCAUUACUGAUGCUCUGAUUCAUGGAGGUUGCAUAUUAAGGUUGACUUUCUGUGGCUCAAACAUCAUUGCACAUUAUUUCUGUGACAUCGUUCCUCUUAUUAAACUCUCAUGUUCCAGCACUUACAUUGAUGAGCUUUUGGUUUUUGCCAUUGGAGGGUUUAACAUGGCAGCUACCAGCUUAACAAUCAUCAUUUCAUAUGCUUUUAUCCUUUCCAGCAUCCUCUGCAUCCACUCAAAAGCUGGCCGGUCCAAAGCCUUCAGCACCUGUAGCUCCCAUUUGACAGCUGUUCUUAUAUUUUAUGGGUCUCUCAUGUCCAUGUAUCUCAAACCUGCUUCUAGCAGUUCACUCACCCAAGAGAAAGUGUCCUCAGUAUUUUACACCAACGUGAUUCCCAUGUUGAAUCCCCUGAUAUAUAGUUUGAGGAACAAGGAAGUAAAAAAUGCACUGAUGAAACUCUUAAGAAGAAAAAUAUCUUCAAAAUGA